GUGGCUCGUCGAGUCUGGAGGUAGAUAGGCACUGUUGUCACUUUUUUUCUCGCGUCUGGUGAUCUUCUUUGAUUGUGCGUUUUAAUACAUCAUAUUAAUUGAAAAUCAGUUUUCCAAUGAAUACGCUCGAUGUUUCAAUCCCCCAAUACCGUCGGAGAUAAUCAUUUCUCUCCGUUUUCAUCUCCCCAGUUCUAAUUAUAUCUUUGACCUUGUGCUGUAAUGUGUUGCUUCUGUGUAAAAGUGGCCUCCAUGUUUCGUGUGCAUUUUCGUGAAAUUGUCACCGGGAAAUUUGAAGCCCGAUAUGCACACUAAUUUGCCCAAUCCGGCGUUAUUUCCAAAGAUUUUAGGCGUUAUCGAAGGGAACUCCUAUCCGCGACUUCAUCCACUGACUGGGGUGCAGUUGAAUACCCCACCUCUCCUCAAAUAAAGGCUGAUUUCGAAAAUGUAAACCAGCCCCCAAGGUUAUUGACCUUGUGACAUAUUCCAAGCUUUUUACUGAUUUUGUUUUGUUUAUACCGCCUCCCACCCCUCUAAUCUACUCUUUGUUGUCUGUUGAACAUUUUGAACAGAUCAUACCAGUGUUAACCAUCACGGAUGAUGAAUAAUGGCUCUGACCUGUCACGGCCCAGAGUAGACUCUCACCUCAAGAUCCCGUCUUCCAACGGUGGACUACACGGUUCCAUUCCCCCACACAUAAUGAAUCCUCAGUAUAUGAAUGUUCAGAAAGCCCCUGACUCCAUGUCUAAAGGACUAUCAGAGUCUUUGGCUGGAGGGCUGUUAUCUGACCUGGAAGCCGCAUCGGAAUUCUCACAGCAGAGCAUGGUAGGCUCGCAGUAUUACGAUGAUGACAUUCUCUCGCAAGGACUCACAGACGAUGACCGUCGACUGGCAGCAGCGCUGGUUGCUGUCCAACUCAGCAAAACUAACAACCAGGCAAAUCCCUCUCAAGCCGAUCAACAAGCGCAACAGCAACAAGCAUCAUCGAUGCAGCAACAGCAAAUGUUGUCCAAUGAUCUUCUCAACUCUAAGCAGCUGACAGCGAUGGCUCCCAUUGACAAGCCGCCAAUGUCUAGUAUGGUUCCUAAUUACAUGCAAAGUGUAGAUGACGCAGUUUUCCAAGAACAGUUGAACAACAUAGUCCCACCGCAAACCACAACAACUCUUCAGACAGCGCCUCAGACUUCAGCAUCUAAUGUGCAAGGAGUUAAGGCUGAAGUCAAAGAGGAAUAUUUCUCCCAAGUGAAAGCCGAGAAAUCGAAUGAUGAUGGAAAAGAUGACUUGGGGGACGAUAUGGGGAACGACAGCAAUGCAAACGAGUCAAACACAUCAAGCAAUAACGACACGGACGCAAACACAACUGGACUGACUGAAGAUGGAGAUAUUGAUGGAAAGACAUCGGACGAAGAUGAGGACGGGGACGGAAAUGAGGAAGAAGACGAGGAUGAAGAUGAAGAAGAGGAAGAUUCGGACUUCGAUGGUGAAUCCAAGCAAUCACGGAAAAGCCUACCGCACAAAAAGCGAAUCCCCAAAAAACUGAAGAGAGGAAAUACUGCUCCUAAAAGCCCCAACAGCAAAGACAAGUCAGGCAAAAAAGACAAGUCAAAAAAGAAAGACCAAGGCUUGUCCUUAAAAUGCGAGCUCUGUACGAAAACAUUCACCCAUCAGCUGAAGUUCUUUGAACAUUUGAAAUCUCAUUACGAGCCCCUCAUCACAAUCAGUACACCUGGAACCAGUGGCAAGUCUGAAGCUGUUUCCUCUACCUCUUUGGACGAUUCCAACAACAUCACCCAGACUGAUUUCACAUCUGCUUUGGAGCUUGGCAACACGAGUGAAUCUGAAAGCCAGGUUAAAACUGAAUCCAAUGCUCCCACAUUGUCGUGUGACCAUUGCGGCAAGACUUUCCGCCGCCCGAAAGCGCUGGAGACGCACAUUGCCAUGAAUCAUGGUAAACACAAUGACAUGGAUGACUUCAGUGAGCCUGAAGACAUGAUGGAAGGUAUCAGAGAUGUUGUUGGCAUGGCAUCUGGAACUAGCGAAGGAAAGAAGAAGGAGAAACCGAAGAAGAAACGUGGAAGGCCAAGGAAAGCGGAAGUUGCUGCCAGGGAGGCUGCUAAAGCUAGAGCCAUAGCAGACGGCACUUGGCAACCCCCGCCAGAACCCGGUACCAGGAAGAGGGGAAGACCGAAGAAAACAUGGAAAGAAGCGGAUUUAGCUAGCAAAGUUUUGGCUUGCACCCUUUGCCCUCGAGUAUUCACACAUCGAAACUCUCUCAUGUACCAUGUUCGUUCACAUUCCGGUCUGAGACCGCAUCAGUGUGAAGUCUGCGGUAAACGUUUCUUCGCUACAAGCGCAUUAAAAGUGCAUUUGAGAUUGCACUCUGGUGCCAAGCCAUACAAGUGCGAAUUCUGUGAAAGACACUUCCGACAAUGGGGAGAUCUGAAGUACCACAUCACAUCUAUCCAUACUGACCAGAAGCAGUUCCAGUGCGAGUACUGUGGCAAGGAUUUUGCACGAAAAUACUCGCUCAUCGUCCACCGCCGAAUUCACACUGGAGAGAAGAAUUACAUUUGCGAAUUUUGCCACAAAUCAUUCCGCGCCUCAUCUUAUCUUCAAAACCAUCGCAGAAUUCAUACUGGUGAGAAACCACAUCAGUGCCAAAUUUGUGGAAAACCCUUCCGAGUACGCUCAGAUAUGAAAAGACACGUCGCAACUCACAACAAAGCAAUGGUGACAUCGUCACACUUGCAAAGUAACGAUGUUAGUCAGAGGCUCGGCCUAAUGCCGACGGUUAACGACCAUCACGCUGCGCACUCGGCUGUGGUCCGUGCCCCUGAUGGAACGAUCGGUUUGGCCAAAGCGAACGAGCAUGCACAUCCGCAUGCUCACGCGCAUGCUCAUGCCCACGCACAUGCUCAUGCUCAUGCGGCAAACGCUGCUCAUGAUCAUUAUAAACACAUGAAAAAUCCUCAACUCCUCGUGCGAUUUGGAGAAGAUCAAGACUCUGCCUUACCGGACGGUUCAAGUUGCUCCGCUCCUCUCAACUUGAACAUUCGUCCACACAAUGACUCUGAUGACGGGCUCGCGUACUCUAGAGAAUCUCUCGAAAGAGAAUCCAGCACACUCUACGUAUGGAUUCCAGCUGGAGCGGAUCAUUUGUUACCGGACGAGUAGCAAUCACAGUCCCACGUCCCUAGUGCACGUGGGUCUCUUUAUGGCAAGGUGCCUUCAAACAUGACGUAUCAAGAUCCGCGUCGUUGAAUUUUCACCGCUCGAAAUUCCUGGAAGAUCUUCCUUUUAUGCAGUGUUUUGAGAUGUCUCGAAACAAAGAAGAUUCCUUUUUUUUUUUUGAUCAAUGAAAACUUUCGUCUCUUCCUGUCAAGGCAAGAAGAGUGUUGACUAUGUUACUAGUUAACGUAUCUCAACCCUGACGCCUGAAGAAUCUCAGUUCCUAAAAAAUGGACUUGGACCUUAAAUUUAAGCUUGGUGGUUCGCAAGCAUACUGAUAGCGGUUUGAAAAUCUUUAAAUUUAGUUUAUGACCUUACAUGAAAUUGAUAGCUUUACUUCCUGUCAAUUUCAUGCUGCUCGCGGUCUUUAAAUCGAAUCCCGAUGGACUCUGACCUGUUAUAUGCUUUUUUUCUAUGUGUAAUUUGCAUGAAAUGUCCUUUUUUUAUAAACAAAUUAUAGUGAAUUAAGUAUGUUAUAUUUAAGCAGACCUUUAUACUCUGAUCUUGCACCUACAGUAGGUAAUUCAUGGACUGUAAGAAAUGAAAUGACUUUUGACUAUUAUUGACUUUAUCAUGUGUAUUAUAAUUUUGAUGUUUUCUUCAAUCAUGCUGUAGGACAUAAAUUUAAUCACAGUAGAUUGUAGCCACUAGUUAGUUUUGUUGUUGAGCAAACAGGAAGGAUUUCAAUUUACCUUUGUUAGAUAAACAUCCAACAUUUAGUCUGGCAGACCAAUCUAAUGGGCUCACUAUAAACCAUAGUGAGAUGGUCCAUAUUAAUGGCUGAGUGAAAAAUAUUGACGUUUGCGGAAUACCAAAUUUCUGGACCAGUAUCAUUAUGUUUCAUUCAGUCGGCUGUAAGUAUUUUCUAUCAAAAAACGUCUCCAGGACACCUAUAACUGACUUAAUCAGGUCAUUUUUCUAUAGAUACUCUGUUCUGCAACUUCAAAAUAUGUAUUUUGCUUGUUUAACACUUUUUAUAUAUUUUAUUCGAUGAUUACUUCUUUUUAUUUCUAUUCAUUUUAUUUUAUUCUUUUCAAUUUGUUUAGUUUUUAAGUCAUUACUCUAAUUAUAAGAAUGCAGGAAGUCUUGCGCAGCCUAUUAUCAUUGCUGAAAGAUGUAGUGUCCUUGCGGUGAAGUAGAAGACUUAUUUACCCUUAUCGAGCAAGGAUCUAUUAUUUAAAUCUUUCUCAGUUUUUAAACAUCAAUGACUGGUUAUUUUUGAAACAAGCUGGGUUAGCGUUGAAUCCAUAUCAAGAAUUUUCCUGUUUUGUUCGCCUGGCUGUAGCGCAGACAGUUUUCUCUCUAAAGUAUUCCUGUAUUUAGAUUAUCCUAAAAUGCAAUCAUUGCAUAGGUAUAUUAUUCUUGUAAAUAUCUCUUAGUUAGCUCUUUGUUUUCAAAAACAAAUUUAUCUGAAAGAAUUGGUGCAAUUCGUGUUAAGAGGAAAAUGAAUGAUGUAUGAUUUUGGAGAAAUGGAAUAGUUUUCAUGUCAUUUCAGUUAAAUAUAGAUAUCUGAUCUUUAUCUCACAUGCAAAAAUAAUUUUUAAACAUUCUAUUGUAUCUAAUGUAGCACUCAAUUAUAAUGUUAUUGUGUUAGGUGAGUUGUGGAGGUAUAAAUCGUGUAUCUAUUUUAUUUUACUCUUAGUUGUAUUUUUUUAUCAGUUCUAUUUCUUUCGUAUUUCUUAGACCAUGCCAAAAUUAUGCUUUAUCUAUUUACUCUUUUAUUUUAAGCUCAAAGCUACUCUGAAUUCCUAAUUUUCCCCUGUAAGAAAUAACUCCUAAUUUUAUUUUCUCCAAUUUCAUCUAUCCGCUUGUACAGUUUUUCCAGCAGUUUAUUUAUCUGAGAUUAUUGAGACUUAUAUACUUGAAUAUUUUCUACCUUAGAUUGGUUCAGUUCUUUUAUGUAGGACAGCGGUUCUCAACAGUUUUUGGCUGCAGACCACUUCAUAGCCAGAGAAGAGGCCUCGGACCACCAAAAACGACAUUUUUUUGUUUCAUUUUAUUUUUUUUUAGUUAACUUUUAAUUUUUGUUUUACUAAACGGGAGGUUACCUCUAAGUUUCACAUUGAAUCUUAAAUUGUAGCAAGCCCUCACGGACGACUACUCAUCAGCCUGCGGACGACUGGUUGAGAACCGCUAAUAUAGAAUGCCAUCGAAUGGAUUUAUUCAAAUUCUGUUUUUUGGCCAGGUUAAAUGAACAAACAUCCCUGGUAUUGUUUUGAAGCCUUUACUAGUAGUAACAACUUAUUGUACACUUUGAAUCAUUAAAUGCAGUUAGUAGGCAGUCGACCAUGAGGUAUUAUUUAAUUUUAAUUUUUUCUAUUUUUUCCUCCUUAAAAUGUCUGAAACAUCUGAUUCUCAGAUUUGACGUUGAAUACACCCAAAAUUAUUUGUAUCCUAUUUUUUUAAUUUUGUUUUGAUUUUAUACCCACCCGUAUUUUUUCCCUGGCAAUUUUAACAGCUCUUGCUCGAGUAUUUGUAAUCAAAAUUAAUAGGAGGUGAGAGAAGAAAAGGAAAAAUAGUUUGUGUUCUUAGCAGACACUUCAAUUGAUGAAAGAUGAAAGUGAAGCUUUAAAUGACCCCAUAAAAAUUACGGUUCGAUGGCUUUAGUCGAAAAAUGCGCAUCUCAGAUUGGGGUGUAGUGAGUCUUAUUUCUUGUUUUAUAUUUUUUAAAGGAAAACAUAUCAACAGUUUCUAUUGAAAUUUUCUUUACUCGCUCUAAAUAGAUCACUUAAAAUUGCAGCGAUCCAUUUUAAUCAGUUUUCCUGAAAGAAAAUUAAACAUUAUUGGAGAUUUCUUAAGUUGCAAUUGAGAUACGCAUUUUCUGCAUUCAUCUAUCACCAUGUAUAAUAAUUUGUUUUCUACCAAAACCUUUCAACUGUAUCGGAGGUUUCUUCGCUUUGACUCUCACCAAUUUAGGUGAGCAGAAUGUCCGCAAGCAUCCUUCUUCUCAAUCUUGCCUUCUAAAUUCUAUGGUGCUGAGACUCAGAUCUCCACUUCAUUCAAGCUUGUCAAAUAGGUGUCUUUGAGCAUACAGGAUUUACAUUUUUGUGCAGUUUUGAAAAAUCACAUGUCUGCCACAGAAAACCUUUGAGCAGUUAGGAUGUUUCAGAAAGACCAAUGAUCGUUGAUUCAUUUGCUUAGUGGUGUCCAGAUACGCGGUUUUAUCCGCCACUGGCGAAAUUUACCGCACACUUAAAAAGCCAAAAGAAGCAGUGAAAUCUUCGUUUUAGACUUUAUCUCAAUAUUGUUUGAAUUUUGCCUUAACUUGUCUAUGUCCUGUUGGAGUUGUUACAAAAAUCUCUCACACUUCCAAAGAGCUUUAGUUUAUUGAAGCAAAACCAAGAGUUGCUCUGAGUCCAUAAUAAGUUCAUUGAAAGUAUAUUGUCGAAGAGGUACACACUCAGUAGUGAUCCAGUGAAAUGAUGCAUGAAUUUUUCAAGCUCAUUUCUCUUUGUUCUUUUGAGAGUAGACCUUAGCAGCACACCAAAAGAAUUGAAAUUCGCAAUUUUUCCCUGCCUUGGCCCUUGUUAGACCAUCAAAGUACAAGCAAAUUCUCAUGAAAGUAAAUGGAGGCGUCUAGAAGCUUAUCAACCAUCAAACAGUUAUUUCAGUAAGACAGAAAUCGGACAGGAAUGUCCCGAGUGAUAAAGUGUGAUGGCUGAUAACCUCAAUACGAUGGUAAUUAGUGACUGUUUGUCAGCAAAUGCUCCGUUUUAAUGAUAAUUUGUGUGUAAUUCAACCUAAAUAUUUUGAUUCUCUAACAAAGGCCCUAAUGAUAUGGGAGUGGUGAAUACUUGCUCAGCCAACUGACUCCACCUACCUCAAAAUGCAAUUUUUUGCAUACGAAAUUCUAGCAGGUAUUGUAAAAAUCGGUAACCGAUUUAUUCAUCGGCACAUCUUGAUGGUUUAGCUGUGGACAGUUUUUUUGUGUAUUGCUUAGGUCUCAUUUGAUUGCUUUUCAAUCCUGAUUUGUAAUGAUUCUGUGGACAAGAGCUCCCAUCGCUAAUUGCUUCAUGUAAAAUGGUUAAAGCAAAAAAAAGAAAUAGAGAAUUAGCUCAUACAGCACAUCUUGUUAAGUUCCGUUGCUCUGAGAAACUAAAAUGGUUGUUUUAUCAUUGACGUUCCCCAAUUUUUACAAGUUAUUUUUGAGGUUUACUGCUGUCUCUAUGGAAGUCACUUCAUUUUUUCCCUCAAGUAUUCUAAAUGUUUUGCGUGAUUCAGACCUGUUUGUAGUAUAAUUCUCCCUUAGAAGGACCAUGUGGCAAUAAGUUUUCUCCCUUUAAUUUAUUCGAUCAUCCAGUUCGUCGUUAAAAUUUUUUGUUUGUGUUGUCUAGCAAAACUUUUUUAAGAAAGCACUCUGAGGGAACAGCGAAUUCCCAUGUACAUUUGAAAUUUCGUUGUUUAAGUUUGGUUAGCUGGCUAAUUUUGAAAGAUUAUGAAGCAUCAAUGUUAUCCCCUGCUAUCGCUACAUGUGCUUGCUAUAUAUGCCCUUAAUAUAACUCUUAAAUUAGUAACGUAAUUACUCUUAUCAUGUAUUGACUUCUAGACAUGUAAUCUUAAACUUAUGAUUAUUAUUAUGGUUACUAAGUAUGCCCUCUAUAAUUUCUACAAUUUUUUAUUUUAAUUUAAUUUUCCAUGAUUCGUAUGAUUUACUUUGAUUAACUGUAUCAUAUAACUGAACUGGUUGUAAAAAAUGUAAUUAUUUGAAAUGUAUUUUAAUAAAACAAUUUGUCUUCUAA
Messenger RNA from Bemisia tabaci, 7964 nucleotides. The record is from RefSeq and is a predicted model, not a curated record. NCBI's taxonomy places the organism in Eukaryota, Metazoa, Arthropoda, Insecta, Hemiptera, Aleyrodidae.